AGAGGGAACACCCAGGAAAGGGUUUUCAAGGGAGGAUUCUGAAAAGUUUUAUAACAUGGAUCACACAAACAUAGUUCAAGUUGGGCCUUCUAACAAUGAUGAAACUACAAACAUGGCAAUCAAUCACGUUUCUAAGGAGUCCACAUAUCCUUGGAAAGAAGAGAUAGAAUGUAUGGUUCAUGGUGGGGUGCCUAUGGGUCUUAGAGGAGAGCUAUGGCAAGCUUUUGUUGGUGUGCGAUUACGGAAAGUGGAUGGAUAUUAUGAGAGGCUUUUAGUUUCAAAAGCUAGUUGCUAUGAUAAGGGACUUGCAGAUAGUAAAGGUCUGUCAAUAAAAGUUCAAAUUGAGAAAUGGAAAGGGCAGAUUGAGAAGGAUUUGCCUAGAACAUUUCCAGGGCAUCCUGCCCUAAAUGAGGAUGGAAGAAAUGCGUUGAGGCGAAUUCUUACUGCAUAUGCUCGUCAUAAUCCAUCAGUUGGCUAUUGUCAGGCUAUGAAUUUCUUUGCUGGCUUGUUACUCUUGCUGAUGCCCGAGGAAAAUGCAUUCUGGACUUUGGUGGGCAUUAUGGAUGAUUAUUUUGAAGGAUACUACUCCGAGGAAAUGAUUGAAUCUCAGGUGGAUCAGCUUGUUUUAGAGGAUAUAAUUCGUGAAAGAUUCCCAAAACUUGUUAAUCAUUUAGACUCCCUGGGGGUACAAGUGGCAUGGGUGACUGGACCUUGGUUCCUUUCAAUUUUUUUAAAUGUGAUUCCCUGGGAAAGUGCUCUUCGUGUUUGGGAUGUGCUUCUUUUUGAUGGAAAUCGUGUGAUGUUGUUCCAUACGGCUCUUGCAUUACUGGAGUUAUAUGGUUCUUCAUUGGUGACUACAAAGGAUGCAGGAGACGCAAUAAUGUUACUUCAGUCACUUGCUGGUUCAACUUUUGACAGCAGUCAGCUUGUUCUGACAGCUUGUAUAGGUUUUCAGUCGGUUAAUGAAGUAAAAUUGCAGGAGCUUAGGGAGAAAUAUAGGCCUGAAGUUGUUGAUGCUAUGAAAGAGCGGUCAAGUGGUCUCAAAGAUUCUAAAUGUUUAGCUUCUCAGCUAUAUAGCUUUAAAUAUGAUCUUGGUUCCCUGCCUAUAGAAGGACUAUGCAACCAACAUAUAGUUGGGAAUGAACCAAAGCUAGAAGAAUUAAGUAGGGGUGAUGCCGAGUUAGAUCUCAAGGAGCAGGUAAAGUGGCUGAAGGCUGAGGUGUUCAGGUUAUUGAAGGAAAAAAGAUGCGCAUCUCUCAGAGCAGAGGAGCUGGAAGCAGCUUUAAUGGAGAUGGUUAAGCAAGACAAUAGGCGUAUUUUGAGUGCAAAGGUUGAAUACUUGGAGAAAGAGGUGUCUGAGCUGCAUCAGGUUCUUAGUGACAAGCAGGAACGGGAGCGUGUCAUGAUUCAGGUCUUGAUGAGGAUGGAACAAGAACAGAAGGUUGCCGAAGAUGCACGGAUAUCUGCUGAGCAAGGUGCCGCAGCUCAAAAAUACGCGGCUCAUGUUUUACAGGAAAAAUAUGAAGAAGCCAUGAACGAACUUGCACAAAUGGAGAAACGUGCUGUAAUGGCUGAAACGUUGUUGGAUGCUACAGUUCAGUACCAGUGUGGUCAAGUGAAAGCCCAGCAACAAAAAGCUCAAUCUCCAGGCACGCCGACUUGUGAAGAUCCACCUGUCAGAAGUGGCAGGCUUUCUAGACCAUUUGGACUUGGUUGGCUUGACAAGAAUAAGGCAAACCGUUGACUCUUGUUGAAAGAGGAAUUCUAGGAUAUCAUCAUUGAAGCACGGACACCCACACGAAAUAGGAAAUACAUAUAUAAUUGUAAAGUUUGGGCAGGACAUGCACAAUAUUUUGUUGGUUAAUUUAUAUGCAUACCGCACAAUUCUAUUGUAUCUAAAAUCCUAAUGUCCAGAGUUUGAUAUUUACACUUUUAUAACAUCUCUGCGUCACAAGCCUAUGCAUGAAUAGGUGCAUUUCAUUUUUAAAAGAUAGUGAGUGGUAUUUUUAAUGU
Phalaenopsis equestris is the source of this 2013-nucleotide messenger RNA. RefSeq names its product TBC1 domain family member 2A-like. The record is from RefSeq and is a predicted model, not a curated record. The transcript has 16 exons. Lineage: Eukaryota; Viridiplantae; Streptophyta; Magnoliopsida; Asparagales; Orchidaceae. The coding region runs from base 56 to 1744 and encodes 562 amino acids.